Drechmeria coniospora is the source of this 2388-nucleotide messenger RNA. RefSeq names its product putative manganese transport protein. NCBI's taxonomy places the organism in Eukaryota, Fungi, Ascomycota, Sordariomycetes, Hypocreales, Ophiocordycipitaceae. Gene Ontology annotation, molecular function: cadmium ion transmembrane transporter activity; manganese ion transmembrane transporter activity. Gene Ontology annotation, biological process: intracellular manganese ion homeostasis; iron ion transport. The transcript has 4 exons. The coding region runs from base 1 to 2388 and encodes 795 amino acids. Gene Ontology annotation, cellular component: membrane. The record is from RefSeq and is a predicted model, not a curated record.
AUGAUCCGUCAGGCCCCGCCCAGUCUCACGGCCCAGACCCGCACUUGUGCCCGCCUGCGUGUUGUUCCGUUGACGAUGCUCGUCCGCAAGUUCGUCCUCGUCCAUCCGCUCGUCCUCCUCCACCGGCCGCCUGCCGCUCCGGCUCGGCGUCGGAUCAGGGCUCGGCCACGGUUCGGAGCAAAGGUUCGUCGUUACGUGGAGCCAAGGACGGACCACCUCGAGGCGGACCGAAGCCGAGGCGCAACCGCGGGAGGCGCUGCGGGCACUGCGAGAGGCCGAGGCCAUCUGCCUAGGGAUGGCGUGGGUGGUGGAGGGAAGGGGAAGGCAAAGGGGAUGGAGGUGCGAACUGGCCAGCGUGUGGGCACGAGUGGAUGGGGCUGCCGUUGCCCGUCGUUUUCGGGAACGGCGUUCAUCAGCAGCAAUGGUACUCGGACAGCUCCCUCGUCUGGAUGUCUUGCCGUCCGAGGAGAAGGCGAACAAGGCGGCUCGCCCUUGUGGAAGACGGCGACCGGAGAAGGGACCCGCGGGCUGACCUUGUCUGAGUGGGACGUCGACCUCGUCCCUCGAUACCAUCAAGAUACUUCUCGUCCCAUUCACGCAUUUUCGGUGCUCGUCGGUGGCCCCUCUUCUCUUCCUCUUCCUCUUUCUCUUCCGCUUCCUCCUCCGCUUCCUCCUCCUCUUCCUCUUUCUCUUCCUCCUCCUCUUUCUCCUCCUCUUCCUCUUUCUCCUCCUCUUCCUCCCUUCCCCCUCCAGGCACGGCUCUCGAUGCUCCCGAGCGACGAGUCCGUGCUCCCGAGCGCGUUCAGCCUCGUGAUGGAGGACGGCGGGACCAGGCUGCGGUCGUCAGGACCUGGGACGUCGUCCGAAGCCCUGCCGCAGCAGCCGGACGACCGGCCACGGAGCGGCGUCCCCCGUGCCGCCAAGACGAGGACGGCGUUUGGCAAGACGAAGCAUUGGAUCGCCACCUUUUCCCGCUUCGUCGGCCCUGGCUUCAUGAUCGCCGUGGCCUAUAUCGACCCGGGCAACUACGCAACCGACAUCGCCGCCGGCGCCUCGUACCAGUUUAGGCUCCUCUUCAUCGUCCUCCUGAGCAACCUCUUCGCCAUCCUGCUGCAGAGCCUCGCCAUCAGGCUCGGCACCGUCACCGGCCUCGACCUCGCCUCCAUGAACCGCGUCUACCUUCCCCGUUGGCUCAACUGGUUCCUCUACGCCCUCGCCGAGAUUGCCAUCAUCGCCACCGACAUCGCCGAGGUCAUCGGCACCGCCAUCGCCCUGAAUCUCCUGAUCCCGCAGCUGCCCCUGGUCGCCGGCUGCGCCAUCUCCAUCCUCGACGUCAUGGUCAUCCUCUGCUUUUACCGGCCCGACGGUGCCAUGAGGGGACUGCGCCUGUUCGAAGCCUUCGUGUGCCUGCUCGUCCUCGGCGUCGUCGUCUGCUUCUGCAUUCAGCUCUCCAUGAUCAAGGGGACGAGCGUGGUCGAGGUACUUCGGGGCUACCUGCCCUCGGGCGCCAUCGUUGAGUCUGCCGGUCUGUACCAAGCCUGCGGCAUCCUGGGCGCGACCGUGAUGCCUCACAGCCUCUUCCUCGGCUCCGGCAUCGUCCAGCCGCGGCUCAGGGAGUACGACGUCAAGCACGGCCUCAUGCCUGGAGAGCCACCGGCGUCGGCGGCUUCGUCGACCGAUGGCGGCUACGAAAAGAUCAGCUACGUGCCCUCGCAUGCUGCCAUCAGGCACUCGCUCAAGUACUCCAUCGCCGAGCUUGCCCUCUCGCUCUUCACCUUUGCCCUCUUCGUCAACUCGGCCAUCCUCAUCGUCGCCGGCGCCUCGCUCUACAACAACCCAAACGCCGUCGACGCCGAUAUUUUUGCCAUCCACGACCUUCUCGCCGAGAGCAUCUCGCCCGCCGUCGGAACCAUUUUCGCCCUCGCGCUUCUCCUCUCCGGCGUCUCGGCCGGCAUCGUCUGCACCAUCGCCGGCCAGAUGGUCAGCGAGGGCGCCUUGCGCUGGAAGAUGAAGCCCUGGCUGCGACGGCUGGUGACGCGUUCCAUCAGCAUCACGCCGUCCAUCAUCAUCGCCGGAGCCGUCGGCCGAUCGGGCUUGAGCGCCGCCUUGACGGGCUCGCAGGUUGCCCUCAGCAGCGUCUUGCCCUUCAUCACGCUUCCGCUCAUCUGGUUCACGGCCCGCAGCCGGUUCAUGACGGUCCAGCCGGGCAUGGCGAGGUACAUGCACGACACGGACGAGGAGGGCCGGCCGGCGAUUGGCCCCUCGAUGGGCGGCAUCGACAUGUCGAACCCGUGGUGGCUGACGGCCAUGGGUGGGCUUGUGUGGCUCAUCAUAACCGUCAUGAAUGUCGCUAAUCUCGUGCUGCUGGGUUUGGGGAAGUCUGGCUGA